AUGAGUUCCACAUCAUCGAUGAUUGAAUGGACGGCAUGUUCUGCCAAUCCUGUCAGCACCAUCACAGGCGACGACGUUUCUGAGGAUGUCACUGUCUCAAUGAGGUAUCAUGGCAGACUCUUUGUUAUUGAAUUGUCGGUUUCCCACUUUCGCAACUCUCCAGCCGCUCUCAACCAGUAUUUGAAGUACAUUGCUUCAAUUCUUCCAGACAGUGAUGGGGAGGUUGAUGGCAUUGCUGACACAGAGGCGUUCGAAUGGCUGGCAAACAUAUUCGAGCCCAUUUUCUCACAGCUUGCACCCGACUUACCACCUUCUUUUGACCCCCGCAAGAUUUCUGGCGGCAUAUCCAGGCCGCUCCUCUCCGAAUACCUAUUUCCAGAAACUUUUGGCUGCAGACUGGAUGCCCAAGACAACAAAUUCAUCCCAGUCCACGUCGACAAUGAAGGUAGCCUUGUCAAACCGCGAUCGUUCCUCGAUGGCGACCUUCUGGAUGAACUUGAGACUUGGACGCGCUUCUAUGACCCUUUAGAGCUUGAGGUCGUUUUCCAGCGCCCUGAGCAGGCGCUUUAUAUGAUUCCGGAGUUGGUACUCGCAGACCUAGACAAAUCCGGGCACAAGACGUUGUGCUUCUUCAAGCACUUCGGGCUCGCGUCGGAAAACCCAAUGACGCAUGAGCUUGCCGUGCAUCAGAAAGUGCACGACGCAAAGCUGGGCCCAGACGUGCGGGUGAGCCGGCUGCAGGGGAUUGUUCAUCUUCAGGAUGAGGAUGCUACGUUGGGCUUGCUUCUCUCUCUGGUAGACCAUGAAGACGGAAUGACGCUGCAAUCUGCCCUCUACGACGAUCCUCCUCGGCAUCUGAGAGAGCGUUGGGCGAGGCAGGUCAGCCACACGGUCGAGGAGCUUCACAAGGCGGGAGCCGUUUGGGGAGACGCCAAAGCUGACAAUGUGCUCAUUGACAAGAAUAGCGAUGCGUGGGUCAUUGAUUUCGAGGGCGGGUAUACUAGAAGUUGGGUUGAUAAGGACAAGGCUGGGACAAAAGAGGGAGAUUUGCAGGGGCUGGGGAGAAUAUUGGAUUUAAUCUCAAGCAUACCUAACGAUUAA
Messenger RNA from Diaporthe citri, 1101 nucleotides. RefSeq lists its product as uncharacterized. The coding region runs from base 1 to 1101 and encodes 366 amino acids. NCBI's taxonomy places the organism in Eukaryota, Fungi, Ascomycota, Sordariomycetes, Diaporthales, Diaporthaceae. The transcript has a single exon. The record is from RefSeq and is a predicted model, not a curated record.